GUUUGGUAUAGCAAAAAUUUUGAAUAGAAAAUGAAAAAUGAAAAGAAUUCAAUACAACAUAAAAUAAAAUAAAAGAGACGAGGAAAAGAAUGCAAAAAAAAAAACCGCCCGUUGUCAUGACAACACUUGUGCGUGGCCCAGGUAUUUACACUUGUUGCUAGAACCAUUAUCACUCAGUAUCCUCAAGUCAACCGUCUCGAAUAGGAUAUUACGAAUUGGUGAACGUUUAGGAACGUCGACUGAUCCGCAAUUGAACGAAUCAAGAUAUUUUUAUCCGGCAAAAAGGCAAAGUAAAAUAAUGAAGUGGUGCUGCAUCAGUAGUACCAUAGCAGCGAGGAUCAUAGCCAUGGUGGGACUGGCAACAACGAUCCUCAUGAUAAAUGUCUUGGUGAGUGAUUAUUUUUCGAGAAGUGAAGAAGAAUUCUUUGAGGCAAUUAAAAUGUGGGCCAUGGUAGGCCUUCAUUGGACGGAGAUCGUCAUGAUUACUCAAAUAGCAAACCAAGCCGGGAUCAUUCUCCUUCUCUUCCUAGGAUAUUCAGUGCUAUCCCUCAUUUGCAGUUCAUUUCUUGCAUUUGGAACAGUAUACAGACAUCCAAAGUGUACUAUCCCCUGGCUCCACCUACAACUAAUUAGCGUUCUUGAUCAGACAGUGGCAUUGACUUUUCACAUUCUCUAUGCCCCCAAGCCUUUACCUGGUAGCAAUCCUGAGCCAUUCAAUUGGAACGUACUAGCCUCCAGUAUUUAUUUACUUAUUACAAUAUAUUUUUGGGUAACUGUAUAUGCGGCCCGUGAAGAUUGGACUUUUCAUGUGCGGCCUGCUUCUCACGUUGUUUAUUACCAAGCAUCCGAUAAUAACCCGGAAAUAGACUCAAAUGUACCCAAGUCUCCCUCGUAUACGGGGCAUCUUAAUGCUCACGAGUGUGAAGCGCACACAUCAGCACAUAUUGACGUAGAACAAUAACUCCCUCUCUCAUUUAAUGUAUUCAUCUGAUUAGAGUAUUGUUCUGAAUUUCCAAGGCUCGUGACGUCUUCUGCUCUCUACUAUGAUUAUUUUAUAAUUAUCCUUUUGAGUGUAUCACAGUGCAUGGACCAAACGUAUUUUAUUUAAUCCCCGUUCCCUCAUCAAAGGAUAAUUUUUCAAUGACUGAUGUAAUAUACGUGCAUUGUAAACCAAAUACAAUAUGAUGACAAAUGAAA
Molecule: messenger RNA, 1197 nt
Organism: Diachasmimorpha longicaudata
Lineage: Eukaryota; Metazoa; Arthropoda; Insecta; Hymenoptera; Braconidae
Exons: 5
Coding region: 299-961 (220 amino acids)
Source: RefSeq, a predicted model, not a curated record